AUGAACAAGCUAUCUGAAUAUGAGCUGGAGCGCGAAGCCAAUAUUGCUCGAAAUCGUGUUUUGCUGGAGCAGUUGGAUCUCAAAGGGGUUGGAACGCAGAUGGGUUUCCCCGCAAAUAAGGUAUCGCCACCCAAGGCGAAAGCCAAACCGAUACAACCUAGAAUAAAGAGGGAAAAACCCAAGAUCGAGGCCCCUCCCCGGGAGACUAGACAGUCUGCGAGACUCAAGAAAGAGGUGGUCGACCCCAAUGAGAGCCCGUCGAAGAAAAGGAAGCGAGAGGAGGAGAGGCGGAGGAAGGAGGAGGACGAACGGUUGGAGGCUGAGGAGAAAGCUCGCAUCGCAAAACGCCCACGCCAUGACGAUUUAGAUAUUGCGACCCUUGCCGAUGAUGCGAGUAGUGAAGAACUUGCUAGCCUAAGGUCCGCUUUCCAGGUGGUCACUGGGGUGCCGCAACCCAAGCGCGUAGCAGCCGCAGACGCUUUCGUAUUCGAGGAGGAUAAGAAGGAGAAUGUGGCUGUUACGGCACUGAGAGAGUCGAUGCGGAAACUGAAGGUUGUAGCACGAGCCAAGGUGACCGAGGAUAGGAUUUACAGUGCGGCGUAUCAUCCGGAGAUCACUAAAGAUCUUAUUUUCUUUGGAGACAAACAUGGGCAGUUAGGCAUAUGGGACGCACGUGCUCCGGCCGCUGAAGUCGCUGAUGAGGACGGAGAAGUGGCUUCAGCGGAGGAUCAGGAAGGCGGAAAGUAUUGGCGUUUGCAGCAACAUUGGCCAGCGACUUCUAAAUCAUCUAUAUCCUCCAUCAAGUUUGACCCUUUGGACUCUCAUAGCGUCUUCACAACGUCUUAUGACUGUACGAUUCGCAGCCUGUCUUUUACAUCGGGGAUUUCGCAGGAGAUAUAUUCGUCAGAGGAUAAUGCAUUAAUCACUAGCAUUGAUAUGCCUCCUCGUGGCAAUGAAAUGUGGAUAUCUGACGCUGAGGGAGGGAUCACUCACCUCGACAUGCGGGAGGAUAGAGACAAAGCUAGGCGAUAUGAGCUUGCUGACCACAAAAUCGGGUCCGUCAGCGUAAAUCCGACGAGUCCACACUUCCUACUGACAGCUUCAAACAAUCGGACACUAAAGAUAUGGGAUUGUAGGAAGUUACAAACGUUGGCUAUUGGAUCGGGCCGAGCUAAAGGCCCAUUCAAUCACGACUCGGAAACUGUACAAGAGUUCGUGGAGUCGAAGAAGGGGAAAGGCUGUUUGCGUGGGGAAUUUAGCCACGGCAAAUCAGUUAGCUCGGCGUAUUGGGAUCCAAGGGGGAGGAGUGUCGUUAGCACGAGUUAUGACGACACACUACGACUUUGGGAACUUGACGCUACAAAAUAUGAAUCGCGGAAUGAGUUCCCUUCCUUCACACCUUUCAGCCGCAUGAAGCAUAAUUGUCAAACGGGGAAAUGGCUAACAAUUCUGCGAGCUGUCUGGACGCCUAAUCCAGAUGUAUACCCACAUUUUACGAUCGGUAACAUGGACCAUUCGCUGGAUAUCUACUCAUGCAAGGGAGACCUGAUUGCACGACUCUCAGAUCGUUCACGGAUUACCGCUGUCCAAGCUGUCACAUGCUCACAUCCUAGCAUUAUAGAAAGGGCUGCAAGUGGUAAUGCAAGUGGUCGCUGUGUGCUCUGGGCUCCGUCUUCAUGACACACUCCUGCUGUGAUACUUGGGAUAUUUAACACUAUUUUCAUUAUUUCGGUCGUUUGGCUUACAGGAAUUAGUCAGUUGCACACAAGACGUAUACGAUAGUAACCUUUCAAUCUGUCCUGAAUAUUUAUCUCAUAUAUAUGGCUGUCUGAUUCACACUAUUAGGAUAGAACAAUCAUGCAUGUCGAUACUACUAAACGAGCAAAGAGUGAUAAUACUAGUAUGACCAAUUUUCCCAUG
Messenger RNA from Serpula lacrymans var. lacrymans S7.9, 1920 nucleotides. RefSeq lists its product as uncharacterized. The transcript is spliced from 11 exons. Gene Ontology annotation, biological process: regulation of DNA damage checkpoint. Lineage: Eukaryota; Fungi; Basidiomycota; Agaricomycetes; Boletales; Serpulaceae. Gene Ontology annotation, cellular component: nucleus. The record is from RefSeq and is a predicted model, not a curated record. Bases 1 to 1680 code for a protein of 559 amino acids. Gene Ontology annotation, molecular function: DNA binding; protein binding.